Messenger RNA from Penaeus chinensis, 909 nucleotides. RefSeq lists its product as uncharacterized. The record is from RefSeq and is a predicted model, not a curated record. The coding region runs from base 79 to 654 and encodes 191 amino acids. Lineage: Eukaryota; Metazoa; Arthropoda; Malacostraca; Decapoda; Penaeidae. The transcript has 3 exons.
CGCUCUGGUCUGCUUCAGUUCCUCCGUCUGGUCUUUGCGAGCUUUGAGGGCCCCGGGGUGCCCUCGUGGACAAAUACGAUGACCCGCCGUAGCAAUCUGCCAUCGUUGUCGUCGUUGUUGUUGUUGUUCUUAUGUGCGCCUCUCCUCACCCUGGCCGACCGCCUUAACCCCUACUGCCCCGCGAGGACGCACUACGUCACGAAAUACUCUACGAAGACACAAGAGAUCCCAGUCUACGAAACUUCUUACAUCACGGAAACCGUCACAUCGACGUUGCGCACGAUAGAAUACCAGACCAAAUUCAACAAUCUUGUUACGACCAAGUUCACGCCGAAACAGGUCACGAAAACGCUGAACCUUCUUUAUUAUGUCACCGACACCGUCUACACCACGGACUACAGUACGAGCGACGUCACCCAGUACGUCACGCAGACUUUCCUGAGCCCCCAGUACGUCAAGGAGACGCACUACGAGAGCCUGGACGUCACCAGCACGCAGCUCCACUACGAGCGGCAGUUGGAGGUCAAGACGCGCUACCUGACGCAGACGUCCCUCUCCCUCCACACGGCCGUGGUGUCGACGGUCGUCCCGAGGCACAAGACCCUCGUGCAGACCCUGAGGAGGUAUGUCACCUCCUGCGCCUACGACGGGUAAGGCAGGCAUGGCGGCGGGAGACGGCUGAUAGUGAAGGCCAUAAUGCAUGAUGCGAUUGUCACUUGUGGAUGAUGAAGCGAUGGCGACCGGCGGCGACUGCGCGCUCGUCUUCAGGAAAAAUGGACGACGGUGACAACUAUGUGCGUUUGUGUAUCUAUAUCUCUCUCUGUAUAUAUGUAUAUACAUACAUAUAUAUACAUAUAUAUAAACAUAUAUGCGUAUGUAUGUGUCUACGUGUAUAUAUGUUUAAGCCAA